Molecule: messenger RNA, 1150 nt
Organism: Anarrhichthys ocellatus (wolf-eel)
Lineage: Eukaryota; Metazoa; Chordata; Actinopteri; Perciformes; Anarhichadidae
Gene: ndufa6
Product: NADH:ubiquinone oxidoreductase subunit A6
Exons: 3
Coding region: 68-454 (128 amino acids)
Biological process (GO): response to oxidative stress
Cellular component (GO): respiratory chain complex I
Source: RefSeq, a predicted model, not a curated record
GUCACCGCUGUGUUUCUUAACACCAUCGAAGAAGUAAAACCGGAAACGCUGUACCGACACAGCAGUCAUGGCGUCCGCGGCGGCGACCCGAGCGGCGGCUGGUGCCUCUAAAGUUGUGAAACCGCUCUUUAGCCGGGACCUGGACGAGGCUAAGCGCAGGGCCCGGGACCUGUACCGAGCCUGGUACCGAGAGGUCCCCACCACAGUGGCAACGUUUCAGCUGGACAUCAAUACGCGCCAGGGAAGAGACAAAGUGAGGGAGAUGUUCGACAGAAACAAGCAUGUCACUGACCCCCGUGUGGUCGACAUGUUAGUCAUUAAGGGGAAACUGGAGCUCCAGGAAACGAUCCAUGUGUGGAAGCAGAAGACCCACAUAAUGCGCUAUUUUCACGAGACCGAGGAGCCUCGUGGCACCGACUUCCUGUCCAAAUUCUACGGGGGUCACGACCCAUGAACUGUGCGGCUGACCUCUGACCCCUCUUUGCUUUUGUCCUGUGUGACAGAUGUUCCCCCUUUGCUGUAAAUACACACCUAACACUCACAUACCUACGGUUGUGUCUUUUAUUCAGACGUGUUAUUGGGAUUAUCUUAAAGGGACAGUUCAAUCUCGAAACUAUAACUAUUUGGAUGGAAAGACAAAAUACAUUUAUUGAGUUUUGUUGUGAUGUUUGAUAUUUUGUGAACCGGGGAAUCCUGCUCUGAAGGCAGACAGCCUUUCAAGCAAAGAUAGAUAAAACUCAAUCUGGAGUUUUUAAGGCUCACUAAUGUGUAUAUUAAGUGUGUGUGUGUGUGUGUGUGUGUGUGUGUGAUUUAAUCAGUUUCCGAUGUUUAUGUUCUCUUCAUAGUUUUGAAGACUCACUGAUGUGUGUCCACUAAGCAUGAGCUGAGUUUAGUAUUGUUAUUCCCUUUUAUUAAGACUUUAGUAGUGCAUGUAAACAGAGUACGAUACCAAGUACUGACUGACUUCUUGUCGAUAACUAGAACCCUGAAUUCAGUGCAACAAUGCGGAAAACUGCAGAUCAUUUUGGACGUAGAGCUGCAACACCGACACCCUGCGCUCUCUAUUUUUCUAAUGAUAAUUCUUCUCUCUGCAUGACUUCAAUAAAGCACAAACAUGAGACAGUGAAUAAAGGACACAUCAUACAUGAUG